AUAAAUUAUGGUUAUAUCUUCUUUAAUAAUGAUAUGUAAUGAUUCCAAAAAGGACUUAUUUUGGUAAGAUGGCGCCCUCUAGUAGUUGAGCUGUCAACCUAACGCGUGUCGUCCAUGUUCCGAGUGUGGUGUGACUUAUUUUUAUUUUGUGUUAAUUUUCAAUGCCCUGUUAUAAAUGUGAAAUGCAACAGCAUGUGUCAUCCCAUAUAGUGGAACCUUGCUCCGGCUGAAUGGAUCCCGCCGUCGCGUGGUAUCAGCCCGAGCAGGAAGGACCCGCGAAGCGCCUGUGGCUUCGUAUCUGGGAAACUCAAAGUGAAAUAGACAAAAUGAAUUUGAAAAACUUAGAAAACUCUAAUCCAAAUGUGAAUAAAGCGCAAGACUUUAUACCAAUAAAUGAUGUGAAUGGUGAAAGUAGAAACAAUAAUUAUUUUAAUCCCGCGCGGAGGAAAGUGAACGAUAACCGCGCAUCGACUUUUAACCUGAACAAAAACCACGAUGCUCUCAUAGGUGAAUACGGUGGGUGUCCGUGGCGGAUACCCAAUUACAAAUACAAGCCCGGAAUAUUGGGGCUACAUGAAGAAAUCGAGCACUUCUACACAUACAUGUCGCCAACGGAGACCGAACACCUGGUUCGUUCUACGGUCGUAAACAGGAUCCGUGGCGCAAUCCUGACACUCUGGCCGCAGGCCAGGGUCGAAGUGUUCGGGAGCUUCCGUACCGGCCUCUAUCUGCCUACGAGCGACAUUGACCUGGUGGUUAUAGGUCAAUGGGAGAAGCUGCCGCUAUGGACGCUAGAGCGGGAACUGGUGACCCAGGACAUAGCAGAGAAGGAGAGCAUCAAGGUCCUCGAGAAGGCCACUGUACCCAUCGUGAAGAUGACUGACAAAUACUCGGACGUUAAGGUGGACAUAUCGUUUAACAUGAGCAGCGGAGUGAAGAGUGCAGAGCUUAUCAAGCAGUUUAAGGAGAAAUACCCAGUCCUAACGCGCCUAGUGAUGGUUCUCAAACAGUUCCUCCUCCAACGAGACCUGAACGAGGUCUUCACCGGCGGCAUAUCUUCCUACUCGCUCAUACUCAUGUGCAUCAGCUUCCUCCAGCUCCACCCACGCCCCGAAAGACUGAGACAGCAACACAAUUUGGGCGUGCUCUUAAUAGAGUUCUUCGAGCUGUACGGGAGGAAAUUUAACUAUGUGAAAACGGCUAUAAGGGUGAAGAAUGGUGGGUCGUAUGUGUCCAAAGACGAGAUACAGAAGGAUAUGAAUGACGGGCAUAGGCCUUCGUUGCUGUGUAUAGAGGAUCCGUUGACUCUGGGGAAUGAUAUUGGGAGGUCGAGUUAUGGAGCGAUACAGGUUAAACAGGCCUUCGACUACGGCUACAUAAUCCUCCAGCAAGCCGUGGCCCCACACAACGUUCUCCUAGCGCGACACAGCGCGCUCGGUCGCAUAGUACGCGUCACAGACCACGUGCUACAAUAUAGACGAUGGGUCCGAGACACGUUCGAGCCGUUCUUCUUCCCCCAUCGGGCGCCGCCAGCUGCGGUGUCUAGCGAGCCUUCGCCUCCGCCGAGCGAUAGCGAACCUGAGUGGUCAGAUAGCUCAGCGCGAGCGUCGCCGGUAGCUGGCGCGCGCACGUCUCCGCCGCCGCUGUCCGCGCUGCAAUGUUCCUCGCCUACUCCCAGACGGGUGUCAGCACACCAGAGCCUCAUCAUACAUCACAUCACCAGCAAUUCAGACUUCAACAACAUACCCUCAGGUACUACACAUACCAGAUAUACGGAGUUGCAUACAGUAGUGGGCCACACCGGUAGCGGCACGUCUCCGCUGUCCGCGCUGCAAUGUUCCUCGCCCACUCCCAGACGGGUGUCAGCACACCAGAGCCUCAUCAUACAUCACAUCACCAGCAAUUCAGACUUCAACAACAUACCCUCAGGUACUACACAUACCAGAUAUACGGAGUUGCAUACAGUAGUGGGCCACACCGGUAGCGGCACGUCUCCGCUGUCCGCGCUGCAAUGUUCCUCGCCCACUCCCAGACGGGUGUCAGCACACCAGAGCCUCAUCAUACAUCACAUCACCAGCAAUUCAGACUUCAACAACAUACCCUCAGGAGUUAUGCAACAGCGCUACUCUAACGACAGCGCUCCUAAGAACCGGAACCGCUCCUUCUCGUCCAAACAGCGGCGCUACUCCUCCCCGCCCGCGCACCCGCGCCGCGGGGGCGGGGGCGGGGGUGCGGGUGGGGGAGGGGGAGGGGGGGACGGCCGCGGCGGCAAGAAGCGCCGCCAGUUCGCGCCGCAGCCGCAGCGAUGA
This is a messenger RNA of Cydia amplana, 2309 nucleotides long. RefSeq names its product terminal nucleotidyltransferase 4B-like. Gene Ontology annotation, molecular function: mRNA binding; poly(A) RNA polymerase activity. NCBI's taxonomy places the organism in Eukaryota, Metazoa, Arthropoda, Insecta, Lepidoptera, Tortricidae. The transcript has 8 exons. Gene Ontology annotation, cellular component: nucleolus; TRAMP complex. The coding region runs from base 231 to 2309 and encodes 692 amino acids. The record is from RefSeq and is a predicted model, not a curated record. Gene Ontology annotation, biological process: RNA 3'-end processing.